Molecule: messenger RNA, 1209 nt
Organism: Meyerozyma guilliermondii ATCC 6260
Lineage: Eukaryota; Fungi; Ascomycota; Pichiomycetes; Serinales; Debaryomycetaceae
Exons: 1
Coding region: 1-1209 (402 amino acids)
Biological process (GO): DNA damage checkpoint signaling; DNA repair
Cellular component (GO): checkpoint clamp complex
Source: RefSeq, a predicted model, not a curated record
AUGAGUCUCUUUGUGGACUCCAGCCAGCAUGAUUCCGACGGAACUACACCCCCCAAAGUAUUCUCUGCAUCCACUACACAAAUAUCUCAUCUUGCUGAUGUUUUAUCUUCGGUUGUUCCGGUGAGCUCUCAGGCUCUUAUGAUACUAUCUCCCAAAGGAAUCACACUUUAUGGCGAUUACAAUCAUAUUUGCAACAUUCAGGUCAGUUUGGACCCUUCCCUAUUCACCAGCUUUAAUUUCUACGCUGGAAACUCACAAGAAAUUGAAGAACUUCGACUAUGCAUCGAUGUGAAGCUCAUGGCUGAUUGUUUCAAUACCGUCGUUUUGACUUCAAAACCUAAAAAGACGGCUGCUCCAGGACCCGAUACCGGAGAAACAAAGUGCUAUAUCAAUUACCAUGGAGAAGGUACACCCUUUGUUGUAGAAUUUGAAGAUAAUGUGUUGAGUGAACUGCUCGAAUUUUCCACGUUUUAUUCCGAUAUUCUGUACCCGUAUGAUGCGUGGGAAAGAAGCUACGACGUUGACGACGACUAUGGUCUUGUAUUAAACUAUAACGAAGUUCAAUUUGAAGUCAUACUAAAAAGUGAUAUUUUUUUUCAGGUGCUUCGUGAUUUGGAGCUUGUGAAUACGGUAGACUUGUUCCUCAUAGUUUCGAAUGAAGUGAAAUAUUUGGGUAAUGGAAACAAGGCUGGGCCCAAGUUCAUCGACAACCUGCUCCAGUUUGUUUCAAAAGGGUUUAUGGGCCAUCUGAAAUUGAUGUAUCCGCCGGAAAAAUCCAUACUUGAGAAAUUGAAUUUAUAUGAGCCUCGUGAAGGAGGAAUGGUGGAAACUAACGGGUCAAUGACAACUGGUUACAACUACAACAUCUUGAAGAAUGUUCAGAAGGCAGUGAAGCUUUCGUCAAAGUGCAAAAUUAGAAAAGAUAUGGCCGGAACAUUAUCUAUUCAACUUUUGUGCCGUUCGCUGAUGAAUCUGUACUCGGGUACUUUGAUCACCUUCAACAUGAUGGAAGCUUCUACUGAUGCUGGGGUGCUUACCAAAAGCAAAUUUAACGAAAUGUUCGACGACGACUACCAAUUUCGUGGUGACGAUACUGAAAUGAACGAGUACCAAGAUUUGGACAAAAUGCCCAAACCGACCAUGUCAUACGAUAUGUUCCAGCAUAAAGAGGGAGAAGAGGAGAACCAAGGGGUUCCUUUGUUCUUUUGA